CCACCGACGAGCUCCGGUCGCCGCAGCGACCACGGCGAGUCAUACGCGCCGCGGCGGCCUGGGCCGCCGCGCUCUCCGUCGCGGCGACGCUCGCGUUCCUCCUGGUCGCCGGUCGCGGCCCUCUCCCUAGCGCCUGCUGCGGCACGAGCAGGAGCAGGCACCGCCCCAGUUCCUCGCCGCCGGACCCCGUGGAGCUCACCAUCGUGGCCGCCGCUCACCACAAGGGCGCCGGUACGCCGCCGUGCCACACAUCCUCUUUCUUCCGACCACUGUUGCGUGCUAAGACGAGGCGUCGCAGUGUGCCUGGACGGGAGCCCGCCGGGGUACCACCUGCAGACGGGCUCCGGCGGCGGGUCGCGCAGCUGGCUCAUCCAUCUCGAGGGCGGAGGCUGGUGCGACACCGUACGCAGCUGCUCCGACCGCAGGAUGACCUUCCACGGCUCAUCCAAGUUCAUGCAGAGACACAUCAACUUCACGGGCAUUCUUAGCAACGAUCCGGCACUGAACCCUGAUUUCUACAGCUGGAACAGAGUAUUUGUUCGGUAUUGCGACGGGGCAUCGUUUGCUGGUGACUCGCAACACGAUGAUCAGGAUGGAAACGGCACUCUCUUCUUCAGAGGCCAGCGCAUAUGGGAGGCGGUCCUUACGAGCUCAAGCAGAAAGGGCUCGCCUGUUCCGAACAGGCUAGUCCUACUCCUACGUCAAUACGUCGCCAUCCAGGCCUUGCUUACGGGUUGCUCUGCUGGUGGUCUGGCUACCCUGCUGCACUGCAAUGACUUCCGCGCAAGGUUUCCUCCUGAGGUUUUGGUGAAGUGCCUUCCUGACGCUGGAUUCUUUGUGAACGUAAAGGAUAUCUCAGGGCAAAGGUCAAUGAGGUCUGUAUACAGUGGAGUCGUUCACCUUCAGAAUGUUACUGGAGUUUUGCCCAAGGACUGCCUCCUGGCAAACAAGGAUCCGACAGAGUGUUUCUUUCCUGCGGAGAUUAUCAAAAGCAUCAGGACGGCCACGUUUAUCCUGAACUCUGCCUACGACUCCUGGCAGGUAAAGAAUGUUGUUGCACCGGAUAGAUCCUCUCUUCAUGAGUCAUGGCGCCGCUGCAGAGCUGACAUUCGCAGCUGCAACUCCUCGCAGAUACAAGUGCUCAAUGGACUUAGGAAGGCGAUGGUGGAUGGCCUCAAGGCUGUAGGGGACAACGAGAACUGCAGCUGGUUCAUCGAUUCAUGCUUCAGCCAUUGUCAGGCAUGGUUCGAUAACUCCCCAUGGAACUCAUCACCAGUCGCCCCAAGGCUAGGAAACAAGACACUGGUGGAGGCUGUUGGGGAUUGGUACUUCGGUAGGAGCCCAAGCCAGGUAGUGAGAGAGAUUGGCUGCGAGUAUCCAUGCAACCCCACAUGCAACAGCCAUCAGUUGCCAUCUCAAUUUACGACGGAGUUGUACUAUGGGAAAGCAAAGCAUAACAAGUUAUAUGAUCAUAUUCUUGUAUUGGAAUGGAAAAUAAAUGGAAUGGACAAUCCUCGGAUACAUUAAUA
This is a messenger RNA of Panicum virgatum (switchgrass), 1529 nucleotides long. RefSeq names its product pectin acetylesterase 5-like. The transcript is spliced from 9 exons. The record is from RefSeq and is a predicted model, not a curated record. The annotation marks the transcript as partial. Lineage: Eukaryota; Viridiplantae; Streptophyta; Magnoliopsida; Poales; Poaceae. Gene Ontology annotation, molecular function: hydrolase activity.